AUGCACUCGACGUCGAAAGUAUCCUCUGUGCCAGAAAUGAUGCGUGCUGUUGUGAUUGAAAAUGAAACAGGUCCUUCGAGUGCAUUGCGCAUAGGACAGGUGCAGACGCCUAAAUUACCGAUGCACGUCACGACGCCCCAUGUACUUGUGAAAGUGCGGGCGUUUGGCCUGAACCGAAUGGACCUUCUACAGCGGGAAGGACACUAUCCGGUGCCACCCGGAGCAAGCAAGAUCCUUGGUGUCGAAUUUAGCGGUGAGGUGGCUGAGACGUAUGACGGCAAUGGCAGCCCUGGUACAGCCACACAACUGAAAGUAGGUGAUCCGGUCUUUGGCCUUACACAUGGUGGCGCAUAUGCGGAGUAUGUGACUGUGCCUGCAUCGAUGACAUGGAAGAAAGACGCGAGUAUGAGCUGGGAGCAGGCUGCGUCUAUUCCAGAAGCGUACAUGUCAGCGUUCCAAGCUCUGCAUACACUGUCAUCACUCAAACAUGGCGAAGAUGUGUUGAUCCAUGCAGGUGCAUCUGGUGUGGGCCUUGCCGCUAUUCAGCUGGCCAAGUUCCUUGGUGCACGCCAUGUCUACGUUACAGCUGGUACACCAGAGAAAAUUGAACGAUGCAAGCAGCUGGGAGCCACAGACGGCUUCAAUUACAAGACAGAAGACUGGGCGGAUCAACUUAAGCGGGCCACAAAUGGCAAGGGCGUCGAUGUGAUUAUGGACUUCAUUGGCGCAUCUUAUUUCAACAGCAAUCUUGCCUCACUUCGUCUCGAUGGGCGAAUGACACUCCAGGCAGUCAUGGGUGGCUUCAAGCUGCCGGAAGGAUCGAACAUCCUACCCCUGCUCAUGAAGCGUCUGCGCAUCGAAGGAAGUACCCUCCGAAGCCGCUCGAUCGAGUACCAAUCCGACGUAGCGCGCGACUUUGCUCGGCUCGGCUGUGUUGAUGCACUUGUCCGUGGCGCACAGCCUGGUGAGUCCAGUGGUCAAAAUACGUUGCGGACGAUCUUGCACAAGGUGUGGGAUUGGCACGAUAUCAAAUCCGCACAUGAUGCCAUGACAGCGAACCAGAAUAUUGGCAAGAUGGUCGCAGUGAUCUCUUAG
This is a messenger RNA of Malassezia globosa CBS 7966, 1095 nucleotides long. RefSeq lists its product as uncharacterized. Gene Ontology annotation, molecular function: oxidoreductase activity, acting on NAD(P)H; NADPH binding. The transcript has a single exon. The record is from RefSeq and is a predicted model, not a curated record. Bases 1 to 1095 code for a protein of 364 amino acids. Lineage: Eukaryota; Fungi; Basidiomycota; Malasseziomycetes; Malasseziales; Malasseziaceae.